Messenger RNA from Salvia hispanica, 1942 nucleotides. It is a transcript of the gene EGY1, whose product is annotated as Peptidase M50 family protein. Lineage: Eukaryota; Viridiplantae; Streptophyta; Magnoliopsida; Lamiales; Lamiaceae. The record is from RefSeq and is a predicted model, not a curated record. Gene Ontology annotation, biological process: proteolysis.
AGAGAUAUUUUGAAAUGGCGGAAGAGAUAUGCUUAGAUAAAGCCUCAAAUAAAAUCUCUCGCAGUUUCUCCUUUUUUUUCCCUUCUUAUAUUCAAAUAUAGGAGAGGAGUAUUAAUUUAUCUGAAAAAUAUCACGCAGUGUAAGCUGUGUUAGUUUCCGUGAAAUGGCAACACUAUCCAGCUUCAGUUUCAGCUUAAUCUCUCCGAAUGGAGGCAUUUACAGAGAUAAAUUUCAGAACAAUCGGACCAAUUGCUUAUUGUGCGGUGAGAUUUUGCUGAAGAGACGACGGCGGUUGGUUGCCGGAGGGGAUUUCGGGAGGUUGAAUUCUGUAAUUAGGUCUUGUUACAAUGGUGAAGGUAAUCAGAGUGAUGAUACUACUAGUAGUAGCAGCAACGGUGAAAGAGAAAGCAACGACAGUUCGAAUUUGGCCACGAUGACGCCUGCUGAGAAUGAAUCCGAGGAUAAUGCCGAUGAUCCACCGGCUUCUGCGUCUUCGCGGGAACCAUCAUUUACACCUGCCUACAGUAAUUUCCAAGUAGACUCUUUUAAAUUGAUGGAAUUGCUCGGCCCAGAAAAAGUUGACCCUUCUGAUGUAAAAGUUAUCAAGGACAAGCUUUUCGGUUAUUCAACAUUUUGGGUAACUGGAGAAGAGCCUUUUGGUGAUUUCGGAGAAGGCAUUCUUUUUCUUGGAAAUCUUCGGGGAAAGAGAGAAGAUGUUUUCGCAAAACUUCAGACUCAGCUGAAAGAGAUAAUGGGAGACAAAUACAACCUGUUCAUGGUGGAGGAGCCUAAUUCUGAAGAGGAAGACCCUCGCGGUGGCCCCCGUGUCAGUUUUGGCAUGCUGCGCAAAGAAGUUUCAGAGCCAGGUCAAACAACACUUUGGCAAUAUGUGAUAGCUUUUCUAUUGUUUCUUUUUACUAUUGGUUCCUCGGUGGAGCUUGGAAUUGCAUCUCAGGUAAGCAGACUUCCUCCAGAUAUAGUGAAAUACUUCACAGAUCCCGAUGCUGUUGAACCACCAGAUAUGCAGCAGCUGGUUCCAUUUGUGGAGUCUGCUUUGCCUCUGGCCUAUGGCGUAUUGGGGGUUCAGAUAUUUCAUGAAGUGGGACAUUUUUUUGCUGCUUUUCCGCGAAACGUGAAAUUGAGUAUUCCAUAUUUUAUUCCAAACAUUACCCUUGGUAGUUUUGGUGCGAUCACUCAGUUCAAGUCUAUUCUUCCUGAUCGGAAAGCAAAAGUAGAUAUUUCCUUGACGGGACCAUUUGCAGGAGCUGCUCUGUCUUUUUCAAUGUUUGCUGUUGGGCUGCUGCUUUCAUCGAACCCAUCUGAGGCGGGAGAUAUGAUUCAGGUUCCAAGCAUGCUCUUCCAGGGCUCUUUGCUACUUGGGCUUAUUAGCAGAGCUGUUCUAGGUUAUACGACUAUGCAUGCAGCAACAGUUUCAAUUCAUCCUCUGGUGAUUGCUGGAUGGUGUGGGUUGACAACAUCAGCCUUUAACUUGCUACCUGUUGGAUGUCUUGAUGGGGGAAGAGCCAUGCAGGGCGCUUUUGGGAAAAAUGCACUGAUUGCUUCUGGUUUGGCUACAUACAGUCUGCUGGGUCUGGGAGUGCUGGGGGGUCCGUUAUCGCUUCCAUGGGGAUUAUACGUGCUGAUAUGUCAGAGGAACCCAGAAAAGCCAUGCUUGAACGAUGUAUCAGAGGUUGGGACUUGGCGAAAGGCGGUGUUUGCUGCUGCAAUUUUUCUAGUGGUGAUGACGCUUCUUCCGGUGUGGGAUGAGCUUGCAGAAGAGUUAGGUAUAGGGCUUGUAACGUCGUUGUAGCUCCUUCCCGCUUGGACUUAGAAUGCCAUUUUUUGGUGGGAUACACAGCUACUUUUCUUCCUCAUAUUGAACAUGGUAUGGUUGAUAUUUACAUUUACCAUUACAAAAUAAAUGAAUCUAAAAUCGAUGAUA